ACGUCGUUCCCCGUUACCACCAACCUAAAACCCUAAACCCUCUGAAACAAUCCAGGGUUGGAACUCACCACCAUGGACACCGUGCACCGCCUCAAGUCGACGGAGCCGCCGCUAUGGCUCUCACCGAGAUCCGAACUCUCGCAAACGACUCGUGCAGCUUCACAGCACCUUUUCGCUUCUCUAAAACCAUUUGCUCCCAAAUCGCCCUUUGAUCGCCUCCUCGUCGACGGAUUCGACGCCGAGCAAAUUUGGCAGCAGAUUGACAUCCAAUCUCAGCCGAUUAUCUCCAGCCUCCGCCGCCAGAUCAAUCGGUUUGAGAAGAAUCCGGAGGAAAUUUCGAAGAUUUUUGGUCGGAAGAAGGUUCGAAGAGUUGAAGAGAAGGUUCGAAAGGUUGAGGAGAAGGUUCCAGAAGAGGAGAUUGGGGGUUUGUCUGAAGAGGAAGAUGAGGAUUUGGAGGAGUUUGACGAAGAUAGCGAAGAGGGAGAGGACGAGGAGAGAGAAAGCGAAGAGGAUGAGGCGGAGGACAACGAAGACGGCGGAGGUGGUGGAAUCGAGGAUAGGUUUUUGAAACUUAAGGGUCUGGAGGAGUAUUUGGAGGCAGAGGAGGACAGAGAGUACGGAUUGAAAAGUAAAAAAGGUGGUAGCGAUGCUUUGAAAGAUGGUGAGGACGAGGAUGAGGAUGAGGAGGAGGAAGAGGAGGAGGAGGAGGAGGAAGAUGACGAGCUUGGAGCUUUUGACCUUGAUGAUGGGGAAAAUGAAGGCAUGGAUGAAUUGGAUGAUAUUAAAUAUGAAGAUUUCUUUGGUCCUAAAAGGAAAGAUUCAAAAAAAUCCAAAUUGACUGAUGGGUUGGAAGACUCCUACAGAAGUGAUGAACAAGAAGAUGAUCAGGCAACUGAUAAUAAGAACAAAGUUCUUUCUACCCAUGAGAAAGAGCGUGAGAAUGUUCGAGCAAAGAUAGAGGAGAUGGAGAGAGCAAAUUUGGAGUCAAAAACUUGGACCAUGCAGGGAGAGGUAACUGCUGCUAAAAGGCCAAAGAAUAGUGCUUUAGAAGUUGAUCUAGAUUUUGAGCACAAUGUGAGACCUCCUCCUGUAAUCACAGAGGAGGUUACAGCAUCCAUUGAAGAUUUGAUCCAAAAAAGAAUCCUUGAGGGUCGUUUUGAUGAUGUUCAAAAGGCUCCACGUCUACCGUCUAAGGCACCGAAAGAAGUUAAAGAGAUGGAUGAAAAUAAGAGCAAGAAGGGUCUUGCUGAGAUUUAUGAGGAAGAAUUUGUUCAGAAGACGAAUUUGGAUUCUGCCCCAUUGUCCUUCUCAGAUGAACAAAGGAAAGAGGCAAGCAUGCUGUUCAAGAAACUUUGCUUGAAGUUGGAUGCUCUUUCGCAUUUCCACUUCACUCCAAAACCUGUUAUAGAUGACAUGUCUAUACAAACAAAUGUGCCUGCUCUUGCAAUGGAAGAGAUUGCACCUUUGGCAGUUUCAGAUGCAGCUAUGCUGGCUCCUGAAGAAGUCUUUGAAGGCAAAGGAGAUAUUAAGGAAGAAGCAGAGUUAACACAGGCAGAGAGGAAGAGGAGGAGAGCAAACAAGAAGAGGAAAUUUAAAGCCAACACAACAAAAAGAGCAGCAAAGAAGGCACAGGACAGCACAUUGCAAAACAAUAAAGAGGGCAAAGAAGAAGCAUGAGUUUUCACAUAAGAUUUCAAUUGACGACAAUCUCGGAAUGCCUUCAACCUAAAAACAGUUGCAGUUUCAGCACUGCUGGCUGAUGGAAGAUGGUCUUCAUUACUUCCUCAGGACUUUGGAAGUGAGGGGGGGAGAGGGUGGAAGAAAAAGAUGAAAUUCAUCUAGGAGUGCCUGGCAGAAUGUUGGCUGGGGUUAGCCACUUCUGUUGUUUCAAUGUAAUUUUUGGAAUUACAAAAGAAUUUUGAUUGAUAAGUUAAUUUAUUUUUCAUUUACAUCCAAGUCAUGUUAUCAUUCCUUAGUAUUAUUCUUGCAACUGUCAAUGAUUAUUGCGUAGUAACAAGAAGUGAUUGUAUCAAGCAAUUAAGCAUCUA
This is a messenger RNA of Vitis riparia (riverbank grape), 2048 nucleotides long. Its product is annotated as U3 small nucleolar ribonucleoprotein protein MPP10. Gene Ontology annotation, biological process: rRNA processing. The transcript is spliced from 13 exons. Bases 73 to 1677 code for a protein of 534 amino acids. Gene Ontology annotation, cellular component: nucleus; small-subunit processome; Mpp10 complex. The record is from RefSeq and is a predicted model, not a curated record. Lineage: Eukaryota; Viridiplantae; Streptophyta; Magnoliopsida; Vitales; Vitaceae.